This is a messenger RNA of Odobenus rosmarus divergens (Pacific walrus), 1957 nucleotides long. RefSeq names its product lamin B receptor (gene LBR). Gene Ontology annotation, molecular function: oxidoreductase activity, acting on the CH-CH group of donors, NAD or NADP as acceptor. The transcript has 13 exons. NCBI's taxonomy places the organism in Eukaryota, Metazoa, Chordata, Mammalia, Carnivora, Odobenidae. Gene Ontology annotation, cellular component: nuclear inner membrane. The coding region runs from base 1 to 1857 and encodes 618 amino acids. Gene Ontology annotation, biological process: sterol biosynthetic process. The record is from RefSeq and is a predicted model, not a curated record.
AUGCCCAGUAGGAAAUUUGCUGACGGGGAGGUGGUAAGAGGACGGUGGCCUGGAAGUUCGCUUUACUAUGAAGUCGAAAUUCUGAGUCAUGAUAGCGACUCCCAGCUCUACACCGUCAAGUACAAAGAUGGCACUGAACUUGAACUGAAGGAGAAUGAUAUCAAGCCUUUAACUUCCUUUAGACAAAGGAAAAGUGGCUCAACUUCCAGUUCUCCCUCCAGACGCCGAGGGAGUAGGUCAAGGUCACGCUCCCGAUCCCCCGGUCGACCACCUAGAAGUUCCCGCCGAUCUGCCUCUGCUUCGCACCGGGCCGACAUUAAGGAAAUGAGGAAGGAAGUACUGGAAGUGAAGCUGACUCCGCUGGUGUUGAAGCCGUUUGGGAAUAGCAUCAGCAGAUACAACGGGGAGCCCGAGCGCACAGAGAGGGAUGGCCUGCCUCACAGAAACACUGAGGAAAAAUUCCAUUUGUCGGAAGAAAGUAGUUACAUAACUACACAGUAUGGCCUUUGGCCAAGAAGAGAGGAGAUCAAAUUAAAAGACAUAGAUUCUAAAGAAGAAAACAUUGUUGCAACAAAAGGGUCUACAUUAUUGAAAACCUCUGAAGGGCCAGCCCUGCAGACCAAGGGCCUGGAGUUCGGCGGAGUCCCUGGUGUGCUUCUCAUCAUGCUUGGCCUGCCUGCCUUCCUCUUCCUCUUGCUGUUGAUGUGCAAACAGGAAGAGCCCAGUCUUCUGAAUUUCCCGCCUCCUUUGCCAGCUUUGUCUGAUUUGUGGGAAACCAGAAUGUUUGGGGUCUACCUCCUCUGGUUUUUGCUUCAGGCUCUGUUCUACUUACUGCCAGUCGGGAAGGUUGUGGAAGGCAUGCCUCUUACUGAUGGAAGAAGACUCAAGUAUAGAUUGAAUGGGUUCUACGCUCUCCUGCUGACGGCCGUGGCCGUCGGGGCAGCCAUGUUCUGGGGCGUGCCGCUGCUCUUCGUGCACAAGCACUUCCUGCAGCUGGUGCUGGCUGCCUUUGCCUUCGCCGUGGCCCUCAGCGCCUACCUGGCCGUGCGUGCUGCGGGGGCGCCCCCGGCUGCCCUGGCCCCCGCCAGCUCUGGAAAUGCCAUCUAUGAUUUCUUCAUUGGCCGUGAACUUAAUCCUCGGAUUGGUACUUUUGAUCUCAAAUACUUUUGUGAAUUGCGCCCCGGAUUGAUCGGAUGGGUGGUUGUGAACUUGGUGAUGCUUUUGGCUGAGAUGAAGCUACAGAAUCGAGCUGCUCCAUCCUUGGCGAUGAUUUUGGUUAAUAGUUUCCAGCUCUUGUACGUGGUGGAUGCUCUCUGGAACGAGGAAGCAUUGUUGACGACCAUGGACAUCACCCACGAUGGGUUUGGAUUCAUGCUGGCUUUUGGAGACUUAGUGUGGGUUCCCUUUAUCUACAGCUUUCAAGCCUUUUAUCUCGUCAGCCAUCCCAAUGAAGUGUCCUGGCCUAUGGCCUCUCUAAUUAUUGCUCUGAAACUUUGUGGAUACGUAAUCUUCCGAUGUGCAAAUUCUGAGAAAAAUGCAUUCCGGAAAAAUCCCAGUGAUCCAAAGCUUGCACAUUUAAAAACCAUCCAUACUUCAACCGGAAAAAAUCUUCUAGUUUCUGGAUGGUGGGGCUUCGUUCGUCACCCCAAUUACUUGGGUGAUCUCAUCAUGGCCUUGGCGUGGUCCCUCCCCUGUGGUUUUAAGCACAUUCUGCCCUAUUUCUACGUGAUCUACUUUGCCUUGCUGCUGCUUCACCGCGAGGCGCGUGAUGAGCGCCAGUGCCGGAUGAAGUAUGGCCGGGCCUGGGAGCAGUACUGCCGACGCGUGCCCUACCGCAUCGUCCCCUACGUCUACUAGCCCUUCACUGGGGCCCGGAUGGCGUCUUACUUCUCUGGUCAGGACUGCGGGGCCAAGUGGCCUCUUCACCUUGCCAUGUUUAUUGUUAUUAAAUCACAAC